AUGGCUCUGCCUCGUCACCGCGCCCGUACGCCUGAGACGCCGACCAACGAGCAGGUGGCUCAGAACUUGCAGCAUCUGACACAAACGAUGCAGACGCUAAGUGAAGCCCUUCUGCACAACAACAACCCUGUUCCUCCGCCGCCGCCUGGCGGGAAUCGGGAUCAUCGUUUAGUCUCGGGACAUAGGCCACCAGUAUUCGCUGGAGAGGAGGAUCCCGUGAUACUCGAGGAGUGGAUCCAGUCCCUCGAUAUGAUCAUCGCCAUUGUGGGUUGCCUUGAGGAUCGCCGAGUGGAGCUGGCUUCUUUUUACUUCAGUCACGAGGCUGAUCUCUGGUCAGCCUUGAAGGACAGGAUGAGGGAGAGGUUUUAUCCAUCGCACGUCCGAGCCGCCUUGUACGAGGAGUUCUUGAACCUUCAGCAGGGGUUGUCAUCUAUGGUGGAGUACCACAAGAGCUUCUUGGAGCUUGCGCAUUUUGCUGGGAUGCUGGUCCCCACCGAGCUAGCAAAGGUGGAGAAGUUUGUGGCAGGGCUCAACUAUGAAGCCCGGAAGGCGUUAAUUGUGAGCAAGCCUAGAACUCUGAAGGAGACUUAUCUGAGCGUGGCCGAUCUGUAUCGAGUGCAACAGCUACAGCGAGGGUCGUUCGAGUUCGCCAAGAAGAUAAAUGAAGGAAGUGGGUCCUACAGUUUCAAGAAGCCGAUACAAGACUUCCGAGCCAGACCCGCACCCUCUCCGCCUCAAGGAUCAACUCGGGUCGAGAGUGGAGCCCAAGAGAGGACUUUUGCAUGCAAGAGAUAUGGGAAGGAUCAUGUAGGGAAGGAUUGCUAUGGACUUGCACUUCGAUAUUUCAAGUGCGGGGAAAGAGGCCACAAAGCUUUCGUGUGA
Ipomoea nil (Japanese morning glory) is the source of this 882-nucleotide messenger RNA. RefSeq lists its product as uncharacterized. The coding region runs from base 1 to 882 and encodes 293 amino acids. NCBI's taxonomy places the organism in Eukaryota, Viridiplantae, Streptophyta, Magnoliopsida, Solanales, Convolvulaceae. The transcript is spliced from 2 exons. The record is from RefSeq and is a predicted model, not a curated record.